This is a messenger RNA of Sclerotinia sclerotiorum 1980 UF-70, 2478 nucleotides long. RefSeq lists its product with no specific name. The transcript is spliced from 3 exons. Lineage: Eukaryota; Fungi; Ascomycota; Leotiomycetes; Helotiales; Sclerotiniaceae. The record is from RefSeq and is a predicted model, not a curated record. Bases 1 to 2478 code for a protein of 825 amino acids.
AUGCCUUCAAAGCUUUCCAAGGUAAUGAUUGCUGAAUACGAGCUACCCAUUACGGACAUUGAUACAUCUCCCCCUACGAUGUCUACCAGACUCUUGCUCAAUAAAAAAUUGCCGUCUAAGCCGAUUUGCCGCCUCGAAAACUCGCCUGAACGCCGAGGUUUACUUGACGCUACCGAUCUUAAUUCCUCUUCUUUGCAAUUCCCUAUUCUUCUGCCAAAAACCCCAGUCAAAUAUUCUACUGUCUCAGAACAAGUUUCCACAAAAUCACUGGCGCAAGACCUUGAUUCUGUUGUCACUAGACCAAUUUCACACAUUUGUGACGCUGGUUCUGAUUUUGAAACCAGAAUCGCUCAAAUCGGAACUGCUUACGAAGGCACGACGAUAUCGAAGGUCUCAACCCCCCUCAACGACGAAAAGAUGACCUUACCAACAGUCCGACAGAACAAUUCAAGCCUGAAGCGAAUACAACAUAGCCAAUCCAAGCUUACGGGUGCUGCUGACUCUACCCAAACAAAGAGUUUUCAUCUCGGUGUUCCAAACAGCAAUGAUCGUCUUACGCCCGAAAGCUAUCUUGCCUCCCUCCAAAGUAAUGGUAGUCCAGUACCGAAAAAACGACGCCAUGCCCGAUCUAGCUUAGGUAAUGGCGAAGGUAGCAAGUCCGUCGACAACAUUUUGUCUCGCCAUUCAGAACAGGAAAAUCGUUUAUCUUUUGAAGGUGAUAAUGAGAAGGCUUUAUUUGGACCUCUUAUUCAAAUUAAUGACGACAACGUCAAAUUGCGUGAUAAUCAAACCGAAGGUGCCACCGAUGGUCCAAAACAAGCUGAUAGUCAUGGAGAUUCCGAAGAUUCCGCCGAAGGUGUCGCCGAGGAUGCUACUCAAGAGGUCACCCAAGAUGCCACCGAUGGUCAAACACGACUUGCUGAACAAGAAGUUCCUACCAAGGAUGUCGUUCAAGGCGUUGCCGACAUUGCAGACAGUUCAUCUCAAGUUGCUACAAACAAUGCUAUCCUUGCCGUUGCCCACAGUGGCUCAAUGGGUCGUUCGGAGAGUCAAACUACCAUAGGUAGACGGAAUAAGAUGGUUCCGCCUCCAUCCAAGCGGUUUGCUAGAGAUGCCGAUAGAACCAUCUUGGGUAGAUCACCACCUGCCCGUACAUACAUGGAGCAGCCUAUUGAAGAAGUCGAAGAUUCGAACACUAGUCGUCGAAAUAUGACCAGCGGUGUCUCCUCAACAAAGCCGAAAGGAUUCAAGCGUGUACUUGCCGCUCGUGCUAGUACUUCAACCAUACAAAGCGGAAAUAUAGCUGUUCCUAACGAUAACAACGGUGCGAAGUCAAAUUUUGCACGAAGACUGUCAUCAUUACCAGACUCUCCAGAGAAUCAAACCCUCAAACCCGUUACCGUCGAGAAGAGACUCUCAUUUACUGAGCGUCUCACUAAACCAACCGCAUCUUCUGCAGCUCGUGCUAAUGCCCGCAAGUCAGUCCCCGCUCAAAAGUCAAACACGAUGGCUUCUGUUAAGAACGCAGGAAGAGGUCUUAAGAGCCGACUCUCUGGCAUGAUCCGCACCCGCCGUGCUUCGGAGGUAGUUGGCCUCGUCGAACCUGACGUUCACUCCUCUUCUAAUGCUACGGAACAGACUACAAUAUAUCAGGAUAUUCCCACUGUUGUCUUAGAGAAGACCCCCGAGAUUGCUCCAUUCGCAAAUGAUCGCGAUGUUGGCGAGGAGUUUGCUUCAUUUUACAGUAAAAUGGAGUCCCGCUCUGAUCAAUUUGGUCCAGCAGAACUACCUACAAGUCUUGUUGAGCCCAUCAACUCUCGAAUUAUCAGAACAGCCGAGGACACUUUUGAAACAGCCAAUGAGAAUAACAAAACAUACCAGCAGAUAAUCGAUCAUUCUACGUUGGUCGCACAAAGUCCUGAAAUAUCCGUACAACGCUCUGCGAUGUCUGAAGCAGAAGUCGAUGCCAUUUUUGAAACUCGAAAUGUAACACCUUCAGAUUCUGUUUUUGGAGACCGCAUCCGAAAAUUGUCAUUGGCCAACCUCCCUACACGUACGCCUCCAUUAGUUCCAGAAGACCACAGUCAAUCUCAAGUAGAUGGUGAAUAUGACGUUCAAAUUGCUGCUGAAGAUGGUUCUUCAGAUCCUCCACCAAACGAGCAAGGCAAUGGCGGCCACGCAGUCGAGCAACCUCAACAACAAACCUUCAACGACUCACUUGAUGAAAUCAAAGAUACACUAGUCAAGCUCCGAGCUGCUCUUCAAGAAGAACAAGAUCCAUACCAACAACUUGUUCUCAUAGGCUUUAGUGUACAUCUGACAUCCCUGGUCCAGUCCAUUAAUAACAACCGCAAACUUCUUGUAUUCCUAAAGAGAGCUAAUGAUGCAAUGUGGGUAAAUGCUUCAGUUGAGUCUUUAGAGGCUCGGAAAACUCUCCAUUAUUUGGCUAGAAGAGUAACCGCUAAUGGCAAUACCUAA